Molecule: messenger RNA, 1772 nt
Organism: Vigna angularis (adzuki bean)
Lineage: Eukaryota; Viridiplantae; Streptophyta; Magnoliopsida; Fabales; Fabaceae
Product: probable inactive poly [ADP-ribose] polymerase SRO2
Exons: 4
Coding region: 222-1085 (287 amino acids)
Molecular function (GO): NAD+ poly-ADP-ribosyltransferase activity
Source: RefSeq, a predicted model, not a curated record
ACCACAAAAUCCAAGCCGUGGGUAGAUACAGUAUUCGAUUUCAGCACGGCAAUAUAUUACCUUGAUCCGCAAGGUUCGUGCCCACCCCCACACUUCAUAUAUAAUAUUCAACAUUUGCUUUCACCCAUUACUAAUGACACAUUGAACUUAUAAGCGGGAAAAAUAAAAUCAACAAAAAGCUCAAUUACGUAUAAACCAUCUUAUUUUAGAGGAAGAAAAAAAUGCAGCGAAUAGAGAAUUGGGUUGGGAAGGGAUUACCGAAAGUAGAGAAGGAGAGUGAAGAAUACGAAUCCAUUAAGAAUGGUUUCUUGAAGGGUAUGGGAUUUAUGGGAAAUGCCACAACUAUCAUUGCCAUUCACAAGAACGAUGUUUCCUUUAGUUUGGCAAGGCAAGCUCGUUGGGAUUCCUUCAAUAUUUUCUCUAAGGCUGUGGCAAUCAAAUCUGGUGGAGAUGCAAAUGUAAGGAAUGCUUGGUAUGGUAGUUCCUUGGAUGAUCUCCUAGAAAUUGUAUCUGUUGGAUUCAAUGGAUGCAAAAGCCAUGAUGCUCACGAUGAGUCUCACGGUGUUGGGAUUCCCUUAUUUUCUGUCCAUUCCUCCAUUGAUAGUGCUAUGUGUACAGUAGCAGAUGAGCAUGGUUUGAGACAUGUGUUACUAUGCGGAGUGAUUUUAGGGAAGGUGGAAGCUGUUGGUUGUGGUUCAAAGCAGAGCCAACCUAGUUCUAAGCAAUAUGACUCUGGUGUGGAUGAUAUUUUAGCACCUACAAAACAUAUUAUCUGGACUGCUUUUAUGAAUUCACACAUUCAUCCAAAUUAUAUUCUUAGUUUCAGAUAUAAUUACUCAAAGGAUUCAGUGGUACAUGGAGAACUGAAACCUCAAUCACCAUAUGUGUUGUUUCCCAAUUUAGUAGCAAGAGUUUCAAAUAAUUUGAAACCAGCAGAGAUGACUAUGUUACUCAAAAGCUACCGAAUUUACCGACAACGGAAGAUUUCAAGACAAGUAUGGAUAAACAAAGUGAGAUUGAUUGUGGGAGACACACUGCUCCAUUCAGUGAUCAUAAAAUCCAACUACGAUGUGCACAUUCUUUAGUCUCUCUUUUUCUGCUUUUUACCAAAAAAUUAUUGCUUUUCUUUUUCCUUCUUGUUCAUUUCGUUAGGUUUUAAAUUUUGAUAGUUGGGUUGAUAGUAAUUGGGUUCGGCUUUUGCUUCCUGCAUCCUCUCAAUUUCUUACACACCCUCUCAAAUUUUUAAAAUGACCAUUUGGGCUACAUUAAUAUAUUCAUAAAACUUCAGAAAAAAUUUCAGAACAAGAUUUCCGCAUCAUAAUAUCUAAAACAGGAUGUUUUGGAACGUAAUUUUGGAAAUAAAAUUUUCAGAAUGUGUGAAAUAUAUUUUGAAAAAUAUUUUUCAGAAUAAAUAUUCAGAACCAAUUUUCUGGAAUGAGUUUAUGAAACACUUCUACAUGAAAUAUGUUUUGAAAAUAGCUUUGCAACAUUCUCUCUCUCUUCUUUUUCCAUUGCAGUAGCAGUGAUGAAGGAAGCAACAGAGGUAACAUUGGUGACAGAAAUGUGAUGGUGGUGAAGGAGGUAAUUAGUAUUUGUGGGGGUGCUGAAGUCAAUAGCCCGGUUUACAUUGUUACUAGGAUUUUAUAAAAUAGAAUAGAACAAAUUCGCAUACAAGUAAUAAAAAAUUGUAUUAGUAUGGGUUGGUUCAUGGGUGCAAAUGUAUUCCUAUCUUUGUCUCUUCAAACUUUCAGUGUAAAUUAUGUUGGAAAUGA